Molecule: messenger RNA, 2401 nt
Organism: Danio aesculapii
Lineage: Eukaryota; Metazoa; Chordata; Actinopteri; Cypriniformes; Danionidae
Gene: psap
Product: prosaposin
Exons: 14
Coding region: 121-1680 (519 amino acids)
Biological process (GO): sphingolipid metabolic process
Cellular component (GO): lysosome
Source: RefSeq, a predicted model, not a curated record
UCAGCAUAAAGCCUCAUCACACGACCUCGCGACUCACUGCAGCAUAAACAACACCAUCACCCGAACGAGAAAACACUCAAAACGCGACACCGAGAUUCGACAGAAGCUGUUCCUGAAGUCAUGAUGCUUCUCACGCUUCUUUUGGUCUCCACAGCUGUGGCAAGUCCCCUAUUGGGAACAGAGCAGUGUGCCCGUGGUCCCCCCUACUGGUGCCAGAAUGUCAAGACCGCUUCCCUUUGUGGUGCUGUCCAACACUGCCAACAGAAUGUGUGGAACAAGCCUCAGAUGAAAACAGUGCCAUGUGAUUUGUGCAAAGAGGUAUUGGUGGUAGUGGAGCAGCUGCUGACGGACAAUGUAACUGAGAGCGAACUCCUCGGGUACUUGGAAAAAGCAUGUCAGCUGAUUCCUGAUGAGGGCCUAGCUAGCCAGUGCAAGGAGAUUGUGGACAACUACUUCCCAAUUGUCAUGGGCAUCAUCCAAGGAGAGCUGGAUGACCCUGGUGUGGUGUGUGGCGCUUUGGGUCUGUGUGUAUCCCAGCAGGCAGCUCUGGCUAAAGCUCAGCUCACUUCCAACGAGAUCCCUCAAGUGGACCUGAAUCAGCGCGUCAGCCCUUUCCUGCUGAACAUCCCACAGCUGCUCUAUCCUGAAGAAAAAAGAGAGACCCCCAAACAGAAAGGUGAUGUGUGCCAGGACUGCGUUACGUUCAUCACUGACACCCAGGAUGAGGCCAAAGCAAAUUCCUCAUUUAUCAACACUCUGAUUGCACAGGUGGAGAACCAGUGUGAGCUUCUGGGACCUGGAAUGUCUGAUAUGUGCAAGGAGUACAUCAGCCAGUACGGGCCACUGGUCUUCCAGCAGCUCAUGUCUAUGCAACCUAAGGACAUCUGUGGACGCGCUGGCUUCUGCCCUACUAAACAGUCUGUGCCUAUGGAGAAGCUGAUGCCUGCCAAAUCCAUCCCUGCUGUCAAGAUGUUCCCUGCAGUUAAAGUUGAGAAACCGGUCGCGACCAUGCCUGCUAAGAACCUGGUGCGAGUGCGCGAUUCACCUCAGUGUGCCAUCUGUGAAUAUGUGAUGAAGGAAAUUGAGAACAUGAUUCAGGAUCAAACCUCUGAGGCAGAGAUCGUGCAGGCUGUAGAGAAGGUCUGCUACAUCUUGCCCUCCACACUCACGGCUCAGUGCAAGGACCUGAUUGAAACCUACGGCCAGGCCAUCAUCGAUCUCCUUGUGCAGGAGGCUGAUCCCAAAACAGUCUGCUCUUUCCUUGCGCUCUGCAGUGGGGUCAGCCAUGUCCCUGUAAUGGAUAAGCAGCAUUUCGUAGCAGGUGGUUUCUGUGACGUGUGCAAGAUGGCAGUGCGUUAUGUGGACGGGAUCCUGGAGCAGAACGCCACUCAGUCCGAGAUCGAGGAGGCCGUGCUGAAAGUCUGCAACUUCCUGCCUGACGCUGUCAAAGAUGAGUGCAACCAGCUGAUUGAGCAGUACGAGCCUCUGCUGGUGCAGCUGCUGCUUCAGACCCUCGACCCUGACUUUGUCUGCAUGAAGCUGGGAGCAUGUCCUGAGGCUGUGCAGAGGCUGCUGGGGUUAGAUCAGUGCAGCUGGGGGCCUGCAUACUGGUGUAAGAACGUGGAGACCGCCGCUCGCUGUAACGCCCUGGACCACUGCAGGCGUCACGUUUGGAGCUAAAGCAUGAGCAGAAUCCUUCCAGAACAAUCUUAGGAAACUAAAGGAGAAUUGCUGUAGAGCUGCUUUACUGUUUCAGAAUCAAUACUUGGGUUUUCUUUUAAAACGUGACUUUAAUCAUUUGAAUGGUCACCGCUAAUUUAACCUUGUUUGAGGGGGAAGAAAGCUUUUACUGAGAGGACGCGUGCGCACACACUUAUGAGGGGGGCAGGGGUUUGGAGGGAGGUAUGACUGGCAGGUGUAGCUAUAUGGGAAAUACUUGCACUGAGCUUUUUUUUUUUUUGUGUGUGUGUGCUAAUGUGAAGAUUUUUUUUUUUGUAGACUUAUUGUUGGUCGUAUGUUUCUUCAAAUAUGCCCCUGAGAGAGUUUAUAUGGAAAUAGAUUGUGCCUUUUAAAUGGAAAGGUGGUCUGAGACCCCUCAGCAUGAUGUUGUAAUCUCCCUGCCUCCCUCUUUAACUGUUAAUACACCUGCAAGGCCAGUGAUGUAAACAUUUCUGUUUUUAAUGGGUGACGUUUUUGGUCCUAACGGUAGUCGAUUCUGUUAUUGUGCUUCUUUAAUGAUCUGGAGGAGGGGAAGGUGAUGAUGACACUCGUUAUUUGAUAAACUGAUUGUUGCCCCUCAGUGAUUUGAUCACUCUCACUUCCUAAAUGUCAGAUUUCUUUCCACUGUUCAGACUGAGCCUGUUUUUAAUAAAAAUGACAAAUUAAACCGUCUUCAACCCCA